UCGCCACGCCUCGCCACGCCUCGCCACGCCGAUCCGCUGUGCCGCGACGACAAGUAGUGCCCCAGGAUGACGCCCUCCGUCGUCUUCGCCACGCUGCUGCUGCAGGCCAUGCUACUAGCCUGCUCCGGCGCCCCCGCCGACGUAGACAACAACAUCUACCCCCUGCAGGGGAGCCCGCCCCCUGACCUGGGCCCGCAGCGACCGCACGGCCAGUUCCCACCGAGCGCGGGUCCGCCGUACGUCGUGGACCUGGGCCCGCAACGGCCGCACGGCCAGUCCCCGCCCAACGACGCCGUCGUGGAGGUGAAGGCGCUGGCCGGCGGCACGGGCCCGCACCGCCCUGCCGGGCCCCGGGACCCCAACCUGACCCCCAACGACGACCUGUCCAAGGCGCAGUCCGACCCCGGCUGGCGUCCGGUGCGUCGCCCGUCGGUGGACCUGGGGCCGCACCGCCCCGCCGGCAUGACCGACCCCAACGGGCCGCCCGGCUCCAACGGCCCGGUGGACCUGGGCCCGCAGCGGCCUUCGGGGCAGUUCCCGCCCGGCGCGCCCCGCCCCACGCCCCGCCCCCAGCAAGACGCGGUCCAGGACGACGACAGCGCCGCCUCCGGUUUCCGCGUGUACUGGAACGUGCCCUCCUUCAUGUGCCACAAGCACGGCUACCCCUUCAGCAACCUCUCCGGCCGCUACGGCAUGGUGCAGAACGAGGACGACGUCUUCCGCGGCACCAAGAUCACCAUCCUGUACGACCCGGGCCUGUUCCCCGCGCUCGUCGACAACGACGGCUCCGUGAUCGCCCGUAACGGCGGCGUGCCCCAGGAAGGCAACCUGGAACUGCACCUGCAGCGCCUCAAGGCCUCCAUCGAGGACCAGGUGCCCGUGGACUUCGACGGCCUGGGCGUCAUCGACUUCGAGGCCUGGCGGCCCGUCUGGGCGCAGAACUUCGGCACGCUGCGGGCGUACCAAUCGUACUCCGUCGAGGUGGAGAGGGCGAGGUCACCGACGGCCUCCAACAGCACCCUCACGGCCAGGGCGACGCGGCGUUUUGAGGCGGCUGCCAAGGUGUUUUUCCUGCGGAGUCUAGCGCUGGCCCAGCAGAUCCGCCCCAACGGCCGCUGGGGGUACUACGCCUUCCCCUACUGCUUCAACAGCAACGAUGACAACUUCGACUGCUCCGACAACCUGCGCACCCAAAACUCCCAGAUCCAGUGGCUGUUCAACGCCAGCACGGCGCUGUUCCCCUCGGUGUACCUGAGCCAGAGCGGCCGCGACCGCGACGCCGAGUUCCUCUUCAUCCAGGCCAAGCUGAAGGAGGCGAAGCGGGUGGCGCAGGGCCGCAACGUCGUGUACCCCUACCUGUGGUACCGCUACCGCGACGCGUCCUUCCUCUCCGACGACGACCUCCGCAGCAGUCUGGCGCUGCCGCGCGCCCUGGGCUUCGCCGGCGCCAUCAUGUGGGGCUCGUCCGGCGACAUGAACACCGCGUCCAAGUGCCAGACGCUCAACACCCAGCUGGAGGACCGCCUGGGCCCCGAGAUCCGGGAGUACUCCGUGACGCUGUCCAACCAAGCCGUCCGCGAGUACGUCCAGAAGAGGAACGAGUCGGCCACCGCGUCGCGGUCGCGCGCCCAGGACGAGAUCCAGUUCUCCGACCAGCGCCCCCUCUACCCCCUGCAGUACUCCACCCUCUAGAGCCACUGCUUAGCCUGCUUCUGAUUUUCACUCACUCCGCGCGCUUUGGGCCAGCUGGAGUGUUGGCCCGGAUACACCAAUGAACGUACUCAACCUCAUGAAACUCACUCAAAUCUCAUGGAAGAGCGUCACGUUGGCCCGAGCAGCUGAGAGUGGACGCCUGCUCCACCUGCUGCUUCGGGAUGAAACUGUAAUGAAAGCUAGUCAAUAUUUAUAGAGAAGAACAUGGAUUCUAAAUCCAGUCGGGUGCUUGUAAUUUUCCUCAUGUGCUUGAUCGUUGGCCUGAGACCAAAGUAAAUCCUGUUUGACUCUUUAAAUAUUUGCGAAUAAACUUGUAGUACCAUUUAGUGUAGGAAAGCACCAUUAAGUUAGUGUAACUUUAUUUUAUGUCUCGUACCGGGACAUUUCGGUAUUGUGUGCGCGUGGUGGUCGUGUGCUUUUGAAUGUGACUGUCCUCACCUAAUUUAUUCUAACUCUAAUUAAAUGUUAACGAUCUGCCCACCGUUGACAAUAGUACCGCGACGUUUACUCAGUGACAGUAUUGUGAUCUUACAUAGGGUAAGUGCUUAGGUUAAUUUAUUUUUGUGAUCCCAAUGACUGACUGGUGUGUGCAUCGAGUGUUUGUGAAGGUCAAGAGUGUCUGCACAGUUUUCUUUAGUUUGUAGAAGUGUAGCGAUAGCGGUGAGAGUGUUUUGUGUGAUUGUGAGUUUUUGGCGCACCAACCGGGACACUAUUUUCUGUCGGGAAAUAAACAAUUUAACCAA
Molecule: messenger RNA, 2456 nt
Organism: Thrips palmi
Lineage: Eukaryota; Metazoa; Arthropoda; Insecta; Thysanoptera; Thripidae
Product: hyaluronidase-like
Exons: 6
Coding region: 67-1692 (541 amino acids)
Biological process (GO): carbohydrate metabolic process; hyaluronan catabolic process; defense response
Molecular function (GO): hyalurononglucosaminidase activity
Source: RefSeq, a predicted model, not a curated record